Molecule: messenger RNA, 1183 nt
Organism: Ipomoea nil (Japanese morning glory)
Lineage: Eukaryota; Viridiplantae; Streptophyta; Magnoliopsida; Solanales; Convolvulaceae
Product: serine/arginine-rich SC35-like splicing factor SCL28
Exons: 6
Coding region: 135-620 (161 amino acids)
Molecular function (GO): RNA binding
Source: RefSeq, a predicted model, not a curated record
ACAGAGGGAGGCUAAAGUCGGUAUUUCAAAAUUUCUACGUCAUCUCCCUCCAAAACUUCUGAUAUUCUAGUUCCCCAGUUUGCUAAAGGCACCGAAUCUUGGCUAGGGUUCAGGGUUUUGUAAGAGUGAAAACAAUGGGAAGGUACAGAAGCCGGAGUCGGAGCUACAGCCCUGUGAGAAGCAAUCGCUACGAGGACCGUCGCGACCGGCGCGGAGACCGCCGUUCCCCUGCUCCCUCUGGCCUUCUCGUCCGAAAUAUCUCUCUCAAGUCCAGGCCAGAAGAUCUCAGAGUCCAUUUUGAGCAUUUUGGUCCACUAAGAGAUGUUUAUUUACCAAAAAAUUACUACACUGGAGAACCACGUGGCUUUGGCUUUGUGAAGUUUCGUUAUCCCGAAGAUGCCGCUGAAGCAAAGAAAUACUUAAAUCAUACUGUCAUUGAUGGGCGUGAAAUUCAAAUUGUAUUUGCUGAUGAAAAUAGAAAGACUCCACAGGAAAUGCGUAGGCUUUCAAACACAAAUGGUCGACGGAGCUCCAGAAGACACAGUCCUUCAAGAUCACCUCGGCGGAGAUAUCGCUCCUAUUCGCGCUCACCCACCCCAACACGACAAGAUUUGAGUUAGAGAAAGAAUUUAUAGCUUAGUUGGCCAAAGAAAGAUUCCAUCUUCAAAGAUGCAAGAUUUUAUAGUUUUGCUGAUUGAGAUGUGAUGGGAUUUGACAAAGGAACCAUGGAGACUUUGAAGCUUACUGAUAUCCUUAAACAAUGUUUGCAUCAAAAUGUAAUUUUCCCGAGACUUUGAAAGAACAUACAGGUAAUAGUCAUGAUUCAAUCACUGGAUUUUGCAAGGGAACAUACACUAUGGUUUGUUUGAUGUUGACAGUGAUUUGUGGGAUUCUUGUGUAAUUUUGAUUUUUGAGUUGCUAUGCACCUACUCAUGAGAUAACAGAGUCAUUGUCAAUAUGGUUACUUUUAAAGAAAAAUCAUCAAAUGUUGCUAAUGAGUUGAUAUGCCUUCUUUGCAUCCUCUUGUAGUUUCUUACCCUAUCUGUUUUGCUUAUUUGUCUAAAGAGACAGAGAUCGUCAUGGAAGGGGUGACUACUAUUCUCCAAGGAGAUCCAGAUCACUAUCAAGAUCUCUCUCCCCUAGGGGUGACAGGUCAAUGGAUAGGAGGGCAAGGCGGUCCAGA